Molecule: messenger RNA, 2653 nt
Organism: Rhagoletis zephyria (snowberry fruit fly)
Lineage: Eukaryota; Metazoa; Arthropoda; Insecta; Diptera; Tephritidae
Gene: dah
Product: discontinuous actin hexagon
Biological process (GO): synaptic signaling
Cellular component (GO): plasma membrane
Molecular function (GO): zinc ion binding
Source: RefSeq, a predicted model, not a curated record
UUCGAAAACAUAUGCUGCAUUUUAUAUGCAGCAAAAACGCUGCAUUAGUAGAAGGUGGAGACGUGGAUUUAAGAACAUGCUGUGCAAAAAUGGGGUUGGCAAGGUAAUUUCAAAACCCAAGUCGCAAACCUUUUACAAUACUGCCAACCAAACGCGACAACGUUUUAAAAAUUACAAUUUUGUUUGAAACCGACCGGGAGCCGCGAAGAGCUUUGUUUUAUUUAUAGCGAAGAGUGUGUAAAAAUUUAAUAAUUUAUGGAUUUCAGCUUGCAACCUACACCGAACAAACCAUCUUAGAAUUACAACCUGGCAUAUGCGGCCCUAAUUCCUAGGAUACAGCCACGAAUCCAGAAUACAAGAAAAAAAUUAUUUUUUUGUCAAAAAAACAUUUUUGAGAAUGAAUGCAGUAGCAUUAUUUGUGCAACCGCAAUCCACAAAUGAAUUGCCAGACAGCUGUUAUAGAGACCCAAAACAAAUUCGGACUUGCGAUUACACGAAAAUAUCAAGUAUUAUAUCCUUUGUGCAGGAUGAGCAUGCUGCGUACAAAUUCACCGUUUAUCGUUGCGCUUCUAAGGUGCUGAGCAUACAAAAACUACUGUUUACUGCCGACAUACCAUAUAAGCUUGUACAAGCUUUAAUGGAUCGAUACAAAAUACUUGACGUAGAUGCCAAUUUCAUGGUACCACCGUUUCAAUUGACAACAUUUAUUCAUGAUCUUUACUAUGCUUGCGAGACUCUGGGACAUUUUAGUAAAUCAGCAACAUAUCGUAUUGAAACUGCUACAAGUGUUUUAGCAACUUUCUUUUGGAAUAUAUUCGACCCAAAUCGUCGUCACUCUAUUUCGGCGUUGGAAAUCAAGGUUAUGUUCCUGUUGCUUUGCAAACAUUAUAUUACUUUGGAAUGGAGUGUUGAAUUUUAUAACUUGUUGCAUGAUAAAAAAACUAGAUGCAUAUCGAAGAAGAACUUUGAAUAUUUGUUAGAUAUCUUAAUAAAAGCCUUCAGUUACAUAGGGGAAGAAAAUGCAUAUGGUGGUCAAAAUAAAAAUCUGGUAAUGGAUCAGUGUUUCGCCAAGUAUCCAAAUUCAUACGGCUUAACCGAGCCGCAAUUCAAAAACUUAUGGAAUGAUAAGCAUACACGUUUCAGUAUUUACACCAAUCUAAUAAAGUUAAUCAAGCGUAUGCAAGACACCGAAAAAUUAAUACACAGCAACAUUUGUGCAGCUUGCUGUACCCAGAUCAUUGGGAUUCGUUUUAAAUGCAGGACGUGCCAUAAUUUGUCGCUGUGUUUUUCCUGUUUCGCUACCGGAUAUGUAGUAAACAAACAUGAUGCCAGGCAUCGAAUGUACGAAGUGUUCACAGAGGAUGAACCAGCAAAACGAAUAUCAAAUUUCUUUUCUAAAAUUUGCAAUAUUUUUAAAAUGGAAAAGCAAACACAAGAAGAUACGAGGGGCUUUUGCAAUACAAAUGAAUCUGCGAUUGUUGACGACACGGAAGUGGAAAUGAUAACAACUGAGAGUACACUUGCCACUGAAGCAAAAACCACGGAUAUUGAUGCCAGAGCUGAUACAAUUGAAACUUCCAUUGCAGGUCUCUCCACUAGCGCCUCAACUGCUUCAAAUGUGUCUGAACAUUUACAAUCUAUUAUCGACAGACUAGUACAACAGAAUUUGAAACUUGAGAAACAAAUCAAAUACGUAAAGGUAGCCAGCAAUCAAGAAAUUGCUAAUUUUCUACAAUCACAUCAGCAGUUCUUAAUUGGCAUUAUCAAUGAAAUGAGAAGAUUUUCGCAAAUAUCAAAGUCUUUAAGUUCAUAUCCCACAUCAAGCACGCCGAAUCGUUCGAUUUCUGAGAAAACACAAACACAAGGAAACGCAAUUGCAGCAGACAACUUUUGCGAGGAGGGCAGUACUUUAACGCAUUCGAUAAAUGGCGCCGAUUUAAAUCGUAGUUAUUUGGAUGCAAACAAAUCGGAUGCUUCAGUUAAUGACCUUAGUACAUGGUUUAAUCAGCUAAGAGCCUCUGCUUCACUCCAAAUGUCAAUUGGCUUCGAGACAUUACCAAAAAUUGAGGGCGGUUUGGAAAUAGUAGAUUUACGAGACACCGAUAUGAUAAAUUUCAAGGUGCUAUUAAAUAAAGUUAAAGAGAUUGUGGAGGACUCCUUUAGUGAUAAUACUGAACUGGCAGCGGCUACACAGAACCUGGAAAAUGUUUUAGAUAGUAUUGUUAGAAAUGAGGAGAGACGGAGAAGUAGCUCCUGAGAAGGCUUUGGAUAGCGUAGACCUUUUUUGGCAUUCAAAACUUCAUCAACCAAAAGCUGACGAGUGUGUUCGUUUGUAAACAAAUAUAAGUUAAUAGUAAAAAUGCUGUUAUUGAUCAAAUGUAAAAAACUUUCACAAAUGUGUGAAAAUAUAUUGGUAAUUGCAAUUUUUAACAUUUUUGCAGUUUACGAUCGCACGAACUUGUAACGAAGGUAGUUCGUAGUUUUAAAAACAUAUUUUAAAACUGCAUUGUAUAUAUUAAAACAAAUGACAAUUUAAUUAAUUGAAACUCUAUAUUAACAUUGAUAUACACCGUAGUAUUUUCAAAAAUACAUAUGUACAUCGGUUUUUAAAAUUGCGCUCAAUAAAUAUUUUUCGAAACCUUUUUUCGAUCUC